Messenger RNA from Kockovaella imperatae, 2547 nucleotides. Its product is annotated as nitrogen permease regulator of amino acid transport activity 3-domain-containing protein. The transcript is spliced from 4 exons. Gene Ontology annotation, cellular component: GATOR1 complex. The coding region runs from base 1 to 2547 and encodes 848 amino acids. Gene Ontology annotation, biological process: negative regulation of TORC1 signaling; TORC1 signaling; cellular response to amino acid starvation. Lineage: Eukaryota; Fungi; Basidiomycota; Tremellomycetes; Tremellales; Cuniculitremaceae. The record is from RefSeq and is a predicted model, not a curated record.
AUGGCGGAGAACAUCCUCGGGAUUCUCUUCGUGACAUCCUCGUCUCGGGGUCGAAAUGUCUUUCGGUACCCCCCUGAUCCAUUGUCCCCGCACACACGUCUCACACAGCCUAUCUACCCAUCCGCUACGUUCACUGCAUCAGAAGCGAUCCGAAAGAACAGACCCAAACCAACUUUUGACAGCCUUGAGGGUCGUCGGAGCAAUGGCACGUCGACAAGAGGGAGUCAUGUUCGGCUGUCCAAGAUGCUAGGCAGCGAGACAUCCCGAACCGGGACCUCGAAUCACGAUCACACCGACAGAGAUAUAGGAGAUGGCACUAGUAGUGAUUCGAGCGCGUCAUCUGGCGAGGAACCCGAAUACACAUGGACGGCAUCAGCUAAAGCCAAACGACCCUCUGUCGAACCUCCUCCAAAGUUGCCUGUGCCUGUUCCAGAGAAGGAAUCGUUCGAUUCUGAGCCCGGCGCAGUCACUUUCGAUACCGCAAACCGAGCUUCGAGAGGCUCAAGAGGCUCACGAGGCUCAAUAGCGGAUAUCAGGCCGAUCCCGGAGAUCAAGCCUCUGUCCUCUCCAGCACCCCCGAUUCCCGCCCCUCUUCCGGAGAGACAACGCAAGGGCAGUGUACAUGAACAGUUCAUAGAGAGCCAAUACAACUUUGCACUAUCUUACACCCUGGACUUUCUUGGAGACAUGUUGACUCCACCUCCUGCUGCUCGGAAUCGAAAGUUCGAGAUCUGCGUGGACGAACUGGUCUUUGUCGGAUAUCCCGUAUCGGUCGGAGCAGAUGGCAAAUGGACUUUCGCAGCGGAUGACGACGAGGUUGACCUUCGACCAACGGCCAGAGGCAGACGUAAAGAAGGCCUCGGUCAUCUUGGGACUGUCGUCGAAGCCAAAGAAUUUAGCUCUCCCGAUGCUGAUGAGUCCAAGGCUCGUGUCAAGGAUGGAAAAGAUGGCGAAGGCAUAAAAGCAGGGGAGGAGGAUGGACCGCCAUCUCUGACUAUGUUCAAUCUCGUCCUGAUCCUAGACAAGCCUGAUCCGAGGAUAUCUCAUGAUGCCGCUGAAGGUCUUGUGGCCACUACUUUGUAUGACGAGGUGUACAGGGAAAUCGUGUUCAAGUGGACGGCAGCAGCGUAUUCCCUGCAGGUCUCGGACAACUACGUCGCGAAGGAAGCGUGGGAGAUGGCCAAGGUGCGCGACAAAGGCAUCAAUGAGAACAUGCCAAUUCUCGAAUGCUGUCGCAUGUUGUAUGAAAGGUCGUCGCUCGACCGUGCUUUGAACCAGUUGUUCGCCUCCAUUUAUCAAUAUCAAAGGCGACCCAAAAAUCCCCUCUACUCCUCGCUGCCUACGACAAUCACGGUAUCUCUAGGCAGCGUACCCAUCUCCAUGAUCCUCUCAUCUCGUACAAAAGAAGUUGACGAAGCGUGGGCUCAUUGGGGCGAAAUCGAUGAUGUCUCAGAUGUUUCAUCGGAAGAUUCGGAUGCAGGCCAUGGAGACGACAUCAGGUCUCGGGAUCUUCGUGUCGAACCUUGGAAUACACUCUUGUUGAUCGAUGACGAUGCUGUCGAGCAAGCGCAGGAGAUUUCCAGGUCACUGGUCGGCCUUGGCAUUGGCGUUGGCGACCCAGGACAAGAUGAGGCGCCCCCAACCGCUGUAUUUGGUCGUCGUGGCAGCAAGGAAGAGGAAGACGAAGGACACUUGAUGAAGAGCCUGAUCGGGGCAUGCGAUGUCAGCAAGCGCCUACUGGAAAUCGCCCAUCAGCUUCGCUAUCAUCUUGAAGGCAUUGUCAUCCCGCUUGCCAGGGAAUUGGUUCAGAACAAGAAAGCCAUCCUGGUUGAUGUUAUGAACACUCGACUUAGAACAGUAGUCAUGCCCACCACCCUUGCUGAUCAUACGUUGACAAUCUAUGACUACUCUCAUCGGUUUCAUCAGAGAUUCCCACGACUACCUCCUCUACCACAAUUCCUCGCGGCCAUUUCCGCUUCGCCUGUUCAGUUCCGAGAGCUGGUGCCAAAGUCACAAGCUGGAGACGCAGCGAUACGCGAGAAUUAUCUCGAUGCACUUGUCUGGCUACUGAAGCAAGAUUUGGUCGUCCAAGUGAGGAUCCGGUGUCGAGUUUUCGCCCGACCUGAAGUCAAAGAGAUCGCAUGGCGACGACUAUGGGCCAGGCGGAGGGGAAAAUGGCUGAGGCGUAAACGGGAGCGUAAAAUCAAAUCUGCAGAUGACGAUUUGGGGACACCGAGAGCAAGAGAUGAUGCUAUUGAUCCACUCGAUGCCAGUGUCCCGCCUCUGAGGAAGGACAACUCGAACGACCUCGAGUACGAUCCAGAUCUGGAGAUGGACUCGGAUAACGAGGAUGGCGCAGAGACCAGUGACGCAGCAGAAAUCCACGGGAUGAAAUUUUCCGAGGACCAAGAAGAACCGACAGACGUCCCACACUUCGAAGAGUCAUUCAUCUUCCGACCAGCAAGAGCUCAGAAGGAUGAAGCUAGGUGGCUGCGAGUCAUUCGAGAAGGUGCGGACGAGGUUUGGGCCAGCAAGUUUGAUCUGUGA